This is a messenger RNA of Punica granatum (pomegranate), 1881 nucleotides long. Lineage: Eukaryota; Viridiplantae; Streptophyta; Magnoliopsida; Myrtales; Lythraceae. The record is from RefSeq and is a predicted model, not a curated record.
UCUUAAGGAGAUAGUCAAUGCCAUUUUGCCCAAAUCACCCCUCUCCUCUCUCCAUCUCUCUCUCUCUCUUCCACUGUUUCGCCAACCUCCAUAACGGGAGAAGAACACAGCAUAGCAAGAUCUGUUCCUAAACUUCAGCUCUCAACGCGCUCAACAGCACAACAGACAGCAAAGCUAGCCUGCAAGGACUGAGAACGCAAGGCAAAGCAGCGCACAAGAAGAGGAAAGAGCAGGGGGAGAUGGGGCUGACGAGCCCAUUCAAGGAGCAGCCACCACAGUCCUUAACCAGGAAGCUCCUGCCAUGGACCAUCUAUGCUCUGGCUUCCAUUAUCCUGUUCUGGCUCUACUUCUACUCCCUCCCUUUUACCAAUUCUCCGGUUCACGAGCUCUCCCGCCCUGCCCCGGCCCUCGUCUCCUCUUCCUUCUCCUCGUCCUCCCCUGCUCCUCCUCUUCCAGAAGGUCAAGAAGAUGAAGAGGAAAGGAAAAGUGAGCCACAGCCCGGCUGUGACUACACCAAUGGCAAGUGGGUCCAGGACAUAACCGUGGGGCCCCUAUACAAUGGCUCGAGCUGCGGUACGAUCAAGGACGGCCAGAACUGCAUGGCACAUGGGAGGCCCGACCUGGAGUUCCUCCAAUGGAGGUGGAGCCCCAACCAGUGUCCCCUCCCAAGGUUUGACCCCAACACGUUUCUUGACAUCCUCAGCAACAGACACAUUGCUUUCGUUGGGGAUUCCUUGGCCAGGAAUCAGCUAGAGUCGCUGCUCUGCAUGCUGUCCUCUGUGUCUGCCCCUAACCUUGUCUACACGAACGGGGAGGACAACAAGUUUAGGAAAUGGCACUUCCCCAGGGAGAAUGUCUCUGUGUCUGUUUACUGGUCUCCUUUUCUUGUCAAGGGGCUGGAGAAAUCUAGCACGGGGCCUGAUUAUAAUAGGCUCUUCUUGGAUUCGGUUGAUGAGAGGUGGGCUUCGGAUUUGGGGAGCUUAGAUAUGCUGGUUCUGUCGUUCGGGCACUGGUACCUCCUCCCGGCUGUGUACUUCAAAAGGGAUUCCAUUUUGGGCUGCCACUAUUGCCCGGGUGCGAACUACACCGAGAUUGGGUUCUAUGACGUGCUGAGGAAGGCCCUGAGGACGACCCUCAAGGCCGUGUCGGAGAGGAGCAGGGCUAAUGGCGGGAAGGGAAAACACGUGUUUGUUACGACAUUCGUGCCAUCGCAUUUCGAGGGUGACUGGGACAAGUUCGGGGCAUGUCCCAAGACCCGGCCCUUCGAGGAAGGCGAGAAGCCACUCGAGGGCAUGGAUGCAGAGAUGAGGAAAAUUGAGCUGGAAGAGGUUCAAUCUGCCAAGGAGGAUGCGCGGGAUAUAGACGGGUUCAGGCUCGAGGCCCUGGACGUGACCAGACUGUCGCUGCUGAGACCUGACGGGCACCCAGGCCCGUACAUGUACCCUUUCCCAUUCGCAAAUGGGAUCAAGGAUCGUGUCCACAACGACUGCGUCCACUGGUGCCUGCCUGGGCCGAUCGAUACUUGGAACGAGAUCUUGCUGGAGGUGAUCAAGGGGUGGACACAUCAAUCACGCCGAAGAUGAACUAGGAUAACGGGGGAAUGAGAUUUUGUGUUAUUUGACGUCAUUCUUCCCUAGCAAAGAGCCAUGCCCUUGGUUCGGUAUUUCGGGUUCUAAUGGAAGAAAUGACAAUAGAUCCAAACCUAAUGGCAGAAGGCUCUCUUAUGGGGGUGCCGUACAUGGUGAUGUCCUUGGAAGAUUGUGGCUGUUCUGUUUGUGCAUAGAAGGCUCAGUCAUAUAUUUAGAUAGCCUUCAUUUUUGUUUGUACUAAACCCUUUGUUGUUUGUUACACAAACAUUAACAGAAUUCCUCCUUCUUCUUC